Hibiscus syriacus is the source of this 1893-nucleotide messenger RNA. RefSeq lists its product as uncharacterized. NCBI's taxonomy places the organism in Eukaryota, Viridiplantae, Streptophyta, Magnoliopsida, Malvales, Malvaceae. The transcript is spliced from 3 exons. Bases 1 to 1893 code for a protein of 630 amino acids. The record is from RefSeq and is a predicted model, not a curated record.
AUGGCAUUUGGCCAGAAUCAUCGAAGAGAUGGUGAGUAUGAUGAGAAUGAGACUGGAAUCAGUGAGACACAAGGUUACAUUGACCUUGAUGAUGAUGUGCAACAAACAACAACAGCAAGUGAGGGCAGUGCCAGUGGCAGUCAUUCAAAAAAAUUAACCGAAGAGAAUGAUCCUAUUAAGCCACUCCUUGAUGAAGUAACCUUAAUUGGUGCAGGAAAUAGCAAGAAUGCGGGAGGUGCUAAACAGUGGAUUUGCAAUCACUGUAAAGGCAAGUAUACAAGUUCGUACACUAGAAUUCAUGUGCACUUCUUUGGAGCCCCAUUGGGAAAAAAGGCUAAAAUUAGAAGAUGUCCUGUUGUAGCGAAAGAUCGAGACACUUACGAACGGUUGCAAAAGAGGGUGAAAGAUGCCGAGAAGCUAGGAGUUUCUAAGUCGUUAAAAAGCUCUAUAGUUACAAAAAGACAGAAUUUAAGCUCUAAGAAACUGUUAGAGCAAUCUUUUUCUAUAAUGGAGAGAAGCGCGAUAGAUUUAAAAAUCGUGAAGGCUUUAUGUGCAAACGGGAUCCCGUUUAACAUUUUGCGUAAUCCACAAUUUCGUGAAAUGAUAAAUGCAAUAAGAAAGGCAUCUGAAGGUUAUAAAGCGCCAUCUAGCGAGAAAGCAAGAACCGUUCUACUAGAUGAAUGUGUUAGAGAUGUGGAGAAGGACCUAACACCAUUUAAAGAUACAUGGUACUCACAAGGUCUUUCUAUUGUAUCUGAUGGGUGGACAAACAUCAAACAAAAACCCUUGAUCAAUGUUCUUGUUGUGAACAGUCGUGGUUCUAUGUUCAUGUAUACCGAAGAUUUUUCUGGGGUGGAGAAAACGGGAAAAGCAAUUGCUGAAUUUCUGAUCCAAGCGAUUGAAUCUGUCGGCCCAAGUAAUGUUCUCAGUGUCGUCACAGACAACGCAUCCAAUUGCAAACUAGCGGGAAAGGAAAUCGAAAAGGUAUACAAGCAUAUUUUUUGGUCACCAUGUUGUGUGCAUACAUUAAACCUGAUUUUUAAAGACCUUGCAAAUGAGUUUAUUUGGCUAGAGGAUACAUAUAAAAAAGGGAAAAUGAUUGUCAAAUAUUUUUUGAACCAUGGACAAGCUUUAUCCAUUUUUAGAGACAAUUCUAAGUUAGAGCUACUAAAGAUUGCAAAAACCCGUUUCGCCUCUCACUACAUUUUGUUGAAGAGGUUAAACACUUGUAGAGAGGCCCUUUCAACAACAAUUGCUCUAAAUUCAUGGAGAGAUUGGGCAAAACAAGGAGAUGAACAUACUAGAACUAUUGCACAGCUUGUUGCGGACACUAUCAGAGAUGAUGAUUUUUGGAACGAAGUUGAAAACAUUCUAAAAAUCACGAAGCCUAUUUUCUUGAUGGUGAAGUUUUGCAAUGGUGAAGGCCCAAAAAUGGGCGAAAUAUAUGAGAAGAUGGAUAAUAUGAUUGGAGAAAUCAAAGAUGUGAUGAAGGAAAUCCUCGAUUUUAUGACACAUUUUCUUGAAACGUUAGCACCGGGUGGCAUACGAAGAAAAGCACCUAACCUUGAUAAAGAGGUUGUACAAGGUGUCAUGGAAGCUUUUAGUCGCAUUGUUGAAAAUAGAGACGAGGAACGGAUGUUACGAGAACAAUUUGCCACGUUUCACAUGAAGAAGGGUCUUUAUUCAUUACAUGCAACUCAAUUGGAUGCGAUUACUAUGGAAGCAAUUGACUGGUUUUUUGAAGUAUAUAAAGAAGGACCACACAAGAAGUGGGAUAUGGAUCCCGAAUCUACAAACUUGGAAAGCUCAAGGAUAGAAGAUAUGGUGUGGGAAGAUCUGGAGGAGGAUGAAGACAACGAUAAUGGCAAAGGAAAAAAACAAAGGGUGGACUAA